Molecule: messenger RNA, 1101 nt
Organism: Candidula unifasciata
Lineage: Eukaryota; Metazoa; Mollusca; Gastropoda; Stylommatophora; Geomitridae
Source: the annotation of a GenBank genome assembly
AUGAUAGCCCGCAGAAGAAGAACUAAUUCGGGCUCUGACAGUCAGCAGCAGCAGCAGCAAAAUCUACCAACAACUGGUCAGCAGCAUCACCACCAGCAGUAUUACAACAGCGGCACUAGGCAGCAGUCUCCACCAUUGCUACCGGUCUCCUCACAACAUCUCACUGACCCAGAUAUGACCUGCCGUGACAGAUCCACUGAGUUUUUGUCAGUAGUUAAAUCUCUACAGUCUAGACAGGGUAAUGGAGUCAUACAGAACAACAGAAACAGAGCCCUCCAUGUACGCAGCGAGUUUACACAGAUUGCAAAGCGUAUUGGUAAAGAUCUAGCAAACACAUUUGCCAAAUUGGAAAAAUUGACAAUUUUGGCCAAAAGGAAAGCCUUAUUCGACGACAAGCCGGUGGAGAUCCAAGAGUUGACCUACAUCAUCAAACAGGAUAUCAACAGCCUCAACGAGCAGAUAGCACAGUUGCAGCAGCUGGCUAAAUCUCAGAAAGCAAACAAUGGCAAACACAUGCAGACACAUUCCAACACAGUUGUGGUUACUCUGCAGUCCAAACUGGCCUCUAUGUCAAAUGACUUCAGACAGGUGCUGGAAGUCAGAACUGAGAAUCUAAAACAUCAGAAGUCAAGGAGAGAACAGUUUUCCUCCUCCCCUAUAACAUCGUCUUUGCCUCCUUCAGCUUAUCAGGGCCAUAUGAAUGGCUCAGUGCUCUUACAAGAUGAAGCAAAUCACGCAGGUAAUGGAGAGGUCACCAUCGACAUGGGAGCUUCAUCAAGAGGACAGGUGCAGAAUCAGAUGCAGAUUAUUGAUGAACAGGAUGCCUACAUUCAGAGCCGAGCAGAGACGAUGCAGAAUAUUGAGACCACCAUCGUUGAACUGGGAACCAUCUUUCAGCAGUUGGCUCAUAUGGUGAAAGAGCAGGAGGAGAUUGUCGGAAGGAUUGAUACCAAUGUAGAGGAAGCCAGCGAGAACAUAGAAGCAGCACACACUGAGAUUCUGAAGUACUUUCAGUCUGUGACCUCCAACCGAUGGCUGAUGAUCAAGAUUUUUGGUGUCUUGAUGGUCUUCUUCAUCAUAUUUGUGAUCUUUAUGGCUUAG